Oncorhynchus nerka (sockeye salmon) is the source of this 17035-nucleotide messenger RNA. RefSeq names its product epiplakin 1 (gene eppk1). NCBI's taxonomy places the organism in Eukaryota, Metazoa, Chordata, Actinopteri, Salmoniformes, Salmonidae. Gene Ontology annotation, molecular function: structural molecule activity; keratin filament binding. Gene Ontology annotation, biological process: intermediate filament bundle assembly; wound healing. The record is from RefSeq and is a predicted model, not a curated record. Gene Ontology annotation, cellular component: membrane; keratin filament; cytoskeleton.
CUGAUCACUAAAGAUAUGGAAGGGAAUGAAAAUGGCCAGGCACAAGGCACCGGUGCAGUAGCUGGAGUCUUCCUGGAGAAGACAAAGCAGAAGAUAACAAUAUAUCAGGCCAUGAAGAAACGUCUACUGAAGCCUGGCACAGCAUUGGCCCUGUUGGAGGCCCAGGCUGCCACUGAGGGAAUCAUAGACCUUAUCAACAACCGGAAACUUCCAAUAGAAGAAGCUGUCAAGGAAGGAAUAAUUGGACCUGAGAUGAGAGAAAAACUCCUUGUUGCUGAGAGAGCCAUUGAUGGUUACAUAGAUCCUUAUACAAAUGAAAAAAUGUCUGUAUUCCAAGCCAUACAAAAGGAUGUGAUUCCAAAAAAUUACGGAUCCCGGUUGCUUGAGGCACAGAUAUCCACAAAAGGCCUAUUUGACCCAGUUGAAAAAAAACAUGUUUCAGUGGACUCAGCGAUUGAGAAGGGACACUAUGAAAAAGGUUUACUCUCUGACCAGAUGGAAGACCUCAAAGUUUUCUAUGAUCCAAACUCACAAGAAAAUCUUAACUACUCACAUCUGAUAGAGAAAUGCAUAGUGGAUCCUGACACUGGCUUACUGCUGCUCCCAGUAUGCAUCACCUUCAAAGGCCUGCGAAGGGGGGUGUCUUCCACUGAGCUCCUGGCAGCAAACAUCAUUGACAAAGAGACCUAUGACGACUUGCAGGAAGGCAAAACAACCACUCAGGAUGUGAUGCUCAUGGAGACUGUGAAAGAGUACCUGGAAGGUAAAGGAGGUAUCUCUGGUGUAGCUAUGCUCUCGUCCAAUCAGAGAAUGAGUAUCUAUCAAGCCAUGAAGCAGGGCAUUCUUAUGCCUGGAACAGCUCUAGUUCUUCUUGAGGCACAGGCUGCCACUGGUUUUAUGAUUGACCCUGUUCAGAACAAGAAAUUCAGCGUGGACGAGGCUAUUAAAAACAAAGUUGUGGGCCCUGACUACCAUGCUAAACUGCUUUCGGCUGAGCGGGCAGUCACAGGAUACAAAGACCCCUACACAAGUGAAACAAUAUCCCUGUUUCAGGCAUUGUCAAAGGACCUAAUCGUGAAGGAGCAUGGAAUUCGCUUACUGGAAGCUCAAAUCGCCACAGGAGGAAUAAUUGAUCCCAUCAACAGUCACAGACUUCCUGUGGACGUGGCCUACAAGCGAGGUUUCUUUGAUGAAAACAUGAAUGCAAUACUUGCAGACUCAGGAGAUGACACCAAAGGAUUCUUUGAUCCAAACACAAAGGAAAAUCUGACAUACCUUCAGCUGAUGGGACGAUGUGUCAUCGACCCAGCCACUGGACUCUGCCUGCUUCCCCUUAUGGAACAGUCAGGUGGUCGGAAUCAUAAUUUCGUCGACUAUCAAACCAAACUUAACUUCAAAGAAGUGAGAGUGAGGGUGACUUGUGGGAAGUACAUGGGAAUGAUUGUAUCCCUUUGGGAAUUGCUGAUGUCAGAAUACUUCAACGAACAUCAGAGGCAAGACAUCAUUCGGCAAUACACACAGGGACACCUUACAAUGAAGAUGAUGAUCAGAAAAAUUAUGGAGGUUAUAGAGCAAUCAGUGAAAAGAACCAACGUCGUCUUUGAAGGAAUCCGGGAGACUGUCACAGCAAAGCAGCUGGUAGAGGCAGAUAUCAUUAGUGAGAAUAUCCUGGAGGAACUCAACAAGGGGAAGAAGACAGUGAAGGAGGUCACAGAGGAUGAAACUGUUCAAAUGUACUUACAAGGGAAAGACAGCAUUGCAGGUGUUUUGCUUCCUGAUUCUCAGAUCAUGACAAUCUACCAGGCCAGACAAAAGGGAAAGCUAAUGCCAGGAACUGCACUGAUUCUACUGGAAGCUCAAGCAGCAACAGGCUUCAUCAUUGACCCUAUUGCCAAUAGAAAGUUUUCAGUGGAUGAGGCAGUGAAGGCAAACAUAGUGGGACCUGACCUUCAUGGAAAGCUGCGUUCAGCGGAGAAAGCAGUGACUGGUUACAAAGAUCCAUACACUGGCAAAACCAUCUCUCUGUUCCAAGCCAUGCAGAAAGACCUCAUCUUACAAGACCAUGGAAUUCGUCUGCUGGAGGCACAGAUUGCCACUGGAGGAAUCAUUGACCCUCUUAACAGCCAUCGUAUUCCUGUCCAUGUAGCAUACAAGAGGGGAUAUUUCAAUGAGGAAAUGAAUCAGAUUCUUGAUGAUCCAAGUGAUGACACUAAGGGCUUCUUUGACCCCAACACUCAUGAAAACCUCACAUACCUGAAGCUCAUGGCUAGGUGUGUCACUGAUCCAAGCACAGGCCUUUGUCUUCUGCCCCUCAAAGGCAAAAGCAACAGAGUCAACAUACAAGAUCACAUAAAGGAGACAUUCCAAGCUACAAAUGUCACUGUUAAGUAUGGCAGGUUCAGCUGCAAGCAUGUAACACUCUGGGAUCUCAUCAACUCUGAAUAUCUGUGUGAGGACAAAAGGCAGGAGUUAUUCAAACUGUACAAGUCAAGGAUGAUCACAAUCAAUGAAAUCAUUGUAAUUAUCCUGGAAAUCAUUGAAUGCAAGGAGAUAAAGUGGCAAGCUGGUCUUAACUUUGAGGGUCUGAGGGGGAAUGUUUCUGUUGUGGACCUUUUGAGGUUGGAAAUUGUGGAUGAAAAGACAUACAAAAGUCUGAUUGAAGGGAAACUGACCAACAAGGAUAUACUGAAGAUAGACACAGUUAGAACCUAUCUGAGAGGAAACAGCUGUGUAGCUGGGGUGAUACUCCAACCCUCCAGUCAAAAACUGAGCAUCUAUGAGGCCAAGAAAAAGGGCAUCCUGACUCCUGGUACUGCGCUAUCUCUUCUGGAAGCACAAGCUGCCACAGGCUUUAUCAUUGACCCUCUCCAUAACCAGAAACUGACUGUGGAUCAUGCUCUGAAAGAGAAGAUAAUUGGCCCAGAACUGUACGAAAAGCUCUUAUCAGCAGAGAAGGCAGUAACUGGCUACACAGACCCCUACACUGACAAAAAGAUCUCACUCUUUCAAGCCAUGAAGAAAGAUCUGAUCCUGCAGCAGCAUGGCAUUCGUUUACUUGAAGCCCAGAUUGCAACAGGUGGCAUCAUUGACCCAUUGAAGUGUCUGCAUUUGCCCCUUGAAGUUGCUUACAGAAAGGGAUACUUUGAUGUAGAGCUUAAUCAAAUCCUGACAGAUCCCAGUGAUGACACCAAGGGAUUUUUUGACCCAAGGACACAAGCAAACUUGACCUACAUGGAAAUGAUGGAGCAGUGCAUAAAGGACCCAGAGACGGGUCUGUUACUUCUGCCACUGAUGGACAAAACUAAAACACAGAAUGAAACGGAAAAAUUGUACUCAGACGCUGAGAUUAAACAGGAGUUUGAAAAGACAACUGUUAGCAUAUCAGUAGGGCGUUAUUCAGGAAAGACGGUCUCUCUUUGGUAUUUGAUUCACUCUGGAUACUUUACUGAUGAUCAGAGACUCCAGUUCCUUGAAAAAUACAGAACAAAGAAGAUAACCAUACAAGUAAUAAUCACUUUGGUCAUUUCCACCAUUACAAAACUGGAAGAGAACAAAACUCUGAAAACAACAAUAGGUUUGAGAAAGCCGGUCUCUGCAAAACAACUAUUGAAAUCAAGCAUAAUCGAUGCCAAUACCUUCAGGAGUUUGGAGGAAGGAAAAGUAACUCUUGAACAAGUGACCAAACUGGAUUCUGUGAAGCAAUACCUAAGGGGUACAGGAAGUGUUGCUGGCGUCCAGAUUCUUCCAUCCAAAAAAGUAAUGAGCAUUUAUGAGGCAAAGACACAAGGUUUGCUAACACCUGGUACUGCACUGAAACUGCUUGAGGCUCAGGCUGCAACAGGGUUUGUCAUCGAUCCAAUCAAGAACAAAUAUCUAUCUGUUGAUGAGGCCGCAAGAGAACGACUAAUUGGACUAGAAAUACAUGAAAAACUACUCUCAGCUGAACGAGCAGUCACUGGAUAUGUAGAUCCAUACACAGAUGACACAAUAUCUUUAUUUGAAGCCAUGAAAAAAGAUCUGAUCGAGAAAGGCCAUGGGAUACAUCUGCUAGAAGCACAAAUUGCAACAGGGGGAAUAAUUGACCCAGUCAACAGCUACAGGAUACCUUCUCAUGUCGCCAAGAAAAAUGGCUACCUUGAUGAAGAAACAAGUGAAGUAAUGUCUAAUCCAAAUGAUGACACAAAAGGAUUCUUUGACCCCAGCACCAAGGAAAACCUAACAUACCUUCAGUUAAGAGAGAGAUGUGAAAAGGAUACUCAUACAGGACUUUUACUCCUACCAUUACAUGUUGAAGCUGGAGGUGACUUUCACACAGAUGAACAAACAGAGCAGGAAUUCAAAGACAAAAUUGUGGUCAUCAAUGCAGGUAAAUUUGAAGACAAACAAGUGUCAAUGUGGGAUGUGUUAAUCUCUGAAUACAUUUCAAAACUGAAGCGAGAGCAGCUCUUGAAACAGUACAAGACAAGAUCAUUGACAAUGAAAGAGAUAAUAGAAAUAGUCAUCAUAAUAAUACAGGAAGUGACAUCAAAACAAAUCAAGUUCAAAGGACUGAGGAAGCAGGUAUCAGCAAGUGAGCUUUAUGAGUCACAAAUCAUAUCAAAGGAACUCUUCACUCAGAUUAUCCAUGGAGAAGUUACUGAAGAGACUGUAGGGGAAAUGGAAUCUAUUCAAAAGUACCUUGGGGGCGCAACAAAUUCCAUUGCAGGAGUAAGAAUUGAAUCCACCAAAGAGAUAAUGAGCAUCUACGAGGCCAAAUCCAAAGGUCUUCUAACUCCCGGAACCUCUCUGGUUCUGCUGGAGGCUCAAGCUGCCACUGGAUUUGUCAUUGACCCAGUGAAGAACAAGAAGCUCUCUGUAGAAGAGGCAGCCGCUCAAGGUGUGGUUGGGAACGAGUGGAAGAACAAACUGCUUUCAGCAGAGAGGGCAGUCACUGGAUACAAAGAUCCCUACACAGGAAACACAAUUUCCUUGUUCCAGGCCUUGAAAAAGGAUCUAAUUGUCAAGGACCAUGGAAUUCGCCUUCUUGAGGCACAGAUUGCAACUGGUGGAAUCAUCGAUCCAGUGUACAGUCAUAGAGUGCCAGUAGAGGUGGCGUACCAGAGAGGAUACUUUGAUGAGGAAAUGAACCAGAUCCUCGAUGACCCUGACGAUGACACCAAGGGCUUUUUUGACCCCAACACACAAGAGAACCUCACCUACCUGCAGCUUGUGGAGAGGUGUGUGACAGACCCAGAUACUGGCCUUAGCUUACUCGUAAUUGUCAAAAAAGGAGAGUUUUAUUUCUUCAUUGAUGAGCAAACCAAGACUAUUCUAAAGGCUAUGACAACAACUAAGGCCGGAGGCAAAUUUCAAGGACAGAACGUAUCUCUAUGGGAUCUCCUCUACUCAAAAUACAUCACAGAGGAGAGAAGGAGAGAGCUUGUGCAGCAGUAUAAAUCUGGAGCAAUCACUAUUGAACGCUUCAUGGAGAUUAUCCUAGCAAGUAUUCAACAAAAGACUACCACCACAAUAACCACAACAUCUUCAGUGUCAACAUACACACCACCACCUGAGACAAAGUCAGAGAAAACAACCAUCACCACAACAACCACAGAGACAAGCUUCCAUGGUAUCAGGAAGAAUGUCACCGCUGGCGAGCUGCUUGCCUCAAAAAUCAUUGACAUGAAACUUUAUGAAGACCUCAACACAGGAAAAGUCACAGUGAACCAAGUGAGUGAAAUGGACUCAGUACACAAGUACUUGGAGGGAACUAAUAGCAUUGCAGGUGUAUAUGUUCAGUCCACCAAACAGACCAUGAGCAUCUACGAGGCCAAAUCCAAAGGUCUUCUAACUCCUGGAACCUCUCUGGUUCUGCUGGAGGCUCAAGCUGCCACUGGAUUUGUCAUUGACCCAGUGAAGAACAAGAAGCUCUCUGUAGAAGAGGCAGCCGCUCAAGGUGUGGUUGGGAACGAGUGGAAGAACAAACUGCUUUCAGCAGAGAGGGCAGUCACUGGAUACAAAGAUCCCUACACAGGAAACACAAUUUCCUUGUUCCAGGCCUUGAAAAAGGAUCUAAUUGUCAAGGACCAUGGAAUUCGCCUUCUUGAGGCACAGAUUGCAACUGGUGGAAUCAUCGAUCCAGUGUACAGUCAUAGAGUGCCAGUAGAGGUGGCGUACCAGAGAGGAUACUUUGAUGAGGAAAUGAACCAGAUCCUCGAUGACCCUGAUGAUGACACCAAGGUUUUUGACCCCAACACACAAGAGAACCUCACCUACCUGCAGCUUGUGGAGAGGUGUGUGACAGACCCAGAUACUGGCCUUAGCUUACUCGUAAUUGUCAAAAAAGGAGAAUUUUACUUCUUUAUUGAUGAGCAAACCAAGAACACUCUAAAGGCUAUGACAACAACUAAGGCCGGAGGCAAAUUUCAAGGACAGAAAGUAUCUCUAUGGGAUCUCCUCUACUCAAAAUACAUCACAGAGGAGAGAAGGAGAGAGCUUGUGCAGCAGUAUAAAUCUGGAGCAAUCACUAUUGAACGCUUCAUGGAGAUUAUCCUGGCAAGUAUUCAACAAAAGACUACCACCACAAUAACCACAACAUCUUCAGUGUCAACAUGCACACCACCACCUGACACAAAGUCAGAGAAAACAACCAUUACCACAACAACCACAGAAACAAGCUUCCAUGGUAUCAGGAAGAAUGUCACCGCUGGCGAGCUGCUUGCCUCAAAAAUCAUUGACAUGAAACUUUAUGAAGACCUCAACACAGGAAAAGUCACAGUGAACCAAGUGAGUGAAAUGGACUCAGUACACAAGUACUUGGAGGGAUCUAAUAGCAUUGCAGGUGUAUAUGUUCAGUCCACCAAACAGACCAUGAGCAUCUACGAGGCCAAAUCCAAAGGUCUUCUAACUCCUGGAACCUCUCUGGUUCUGCUGGAGGCUCAAGCUGCCACUGGAUUUGUCAUUGACCCAGUGAAGAACAAGAAGCUCUCUGUAGAAGAGGCAGCCGCUCAAGGUGUGGUUGGGAACGAGUGGAAGAACAAACUGCUUUCAGCAGAGAGGGCAGUCACUGGAUACAAAGAUCCCUACACAGGAAACACAAUUUCCUUGUUCCAGGCCUUGAAAAAGGAUCUAAUUGUCAAGGACCAUGGAAUUCGCCUUCUUGAGGCACAGAUUGCAACUGGUGGAAUCAUCGAUCCAGUGUACAGUCAUAGAGUGCCAGUAGAGGUGGCGUACCAGAGAGGAUACUUUGAUGAGGAAAUGAACCAGAUCCUCGAUGACCCUGACGAUGACACCAAGGGCUUUUUUGACCCCAACACACAAGAAAACCUCACCUACCUGCAGCUUGUGGAGAGGUGUGUGACAGACCCAGAUACUGGCCUUAGCUUACUCGUAAUUGAAAAAGGAGAGUUUUACUUCUUCAUUGAUGAGCAAACCAAGAACAUUCUAAAGGCUAUGACAACAACUAAGGCCGGAGGCAAAUUUCAAGGACAGAAAGUAUCUCUAUGGGAUCUCCUCUACUCAAAAUACAUCACAGAGGAGAGAAGGAGAGAGCUUGUGCAGCAGUAUAAAUCUGGAGCAAUCACUAUUGAACGCUUCAUGGAGAUUAUCCUGGCAAGUAUUCAACAAAAGACUACCACCACAAUAACCACAACAUCUUCAGUGUCAACAUGCACACCACCACCUGACACAAAGUCAGAGAAAACAACCAUUACCACAACAACCACAGAAACAAGCUUCCAUGGUAUCAGGAAGAAUGUCACCGCUGGCGAGCUGCUUGCCUCAAAAAUCAUUGACAUGAAACUUUAUGAAGACCUCAACACAGGAAAAGUCACAGUGAACCAAGUGAGUGAAAUGGACUCAGUACACAAGUACUUGGAGGGAUCUAAUAGCAUUGCAGGUGUAUUUGUUCAGUCCACCAAACAGACCAUGAGCAUCUACGAGGCCAAAUCCAAAGGUCUUCUAACUCCUGGAACCUCUCUGGUUCUGCUGGAGGCUCAAGCUGCCACUGGAUUUGUCAUUGACCCAGUGAAGAACAAGAAACUCUCUGUAGAAGAGGCAGCCGCUCAAGGUGUGGUUGGGAACGAGUGGAAGAACAAACUGCUUUCAGCAGAGAGGGCAGUCACUGGAUACAAAGAUCCCUACACAGGAAACACAAUUUCCUUGUUCCAGGCCUUGAAAAAGGAUCUAAUUGUCAAGGACCAUGGAAUUCGCCUUCUUGAGGCACAGAUUGCAACUGGUGGAAUCAUCGAUCCAGUGUACAGUCAUAGAGUGCCAGUAGAGGUGGCGUACCAGAGAGGAUACUUUGAUGAGGAAAUGAACCAGAUCCUCGAUGACCCUGACGAUGACACCAAGGGCUUUUUUGACCCCAACACACAAGAAAACCUCACCUACCUGCAGCUUGUGGAGAGGUGUGUGACAGACCCAGAUACUGGCCUUAGCUUACUCGUAAUUGUCAAAAAAGGAGAGUUUUACUUCUUCAUUGAUGAGCAAACCAAGAACAUUCUAAAGGCUAUGACAACAACUAAGGCCGGAGGCAAAUUUCAAGGACAGAAAGUAUCUCUAUGGGAUCUCCUCUACUCAAAAUACAUCACAGAGGAGAGAAGGAGAGAGCUUGUGCAGCAGUAUAAAUCUGGAGCAAUCACUAUUGAACGCUUCAUGGAGAUUAUCCUGGCAAGUAUUCAACAAAAGACUACCACCACAAUAACCACAACAUCUUCAGUGUCAACAUGCACACCACCACCUGACACAAAGUCAGAGAAAACAACCAUUACCACAACAACCACAGAAACAAGCUUCCAUGGUAUCAGGAAGAAUGUCACCGCUGGCGAGCUGCUUGCCUCAAAAAUCAUUGACAUGAAACUUUAUGAAGACCUCAACACAGGAAAAGUCACAGUGAACCAAGUGAGUGAAAUGGACUCAGUACACAAGUACUUGGAGGGAACUAAUAGCAUUGCAGGUGUAUUUGUUCAGUCCACCAAACAGACCAUGAGCAUCUACGAGGCCAAAUCCAAAGGUCUUCUAACUCCUGGAACCUCUCUGGUUCUGCUGGAGGCUCAAGCUGCCACUGGAUUUGUCAUUGACCCAGUGAAGAACAAGAAACUCUCUGUAGAAGAGGCAGCCGCUCAAGGUGUGGUUGGGAACGAGUGGAAGAACAAACUGCUUUCAGCAGAGAGGGCAGUCACUGGAUACAAAGAUCCCUACACAGGAAACACAAUUUCCUUGUUCCAGGCCUUGAAAAAGGAUCUAAUUGUCAAGGACCAUGGAAUUCGCCUUCUUGAGGCACAGAUUGCAACUGGUGGAAUCAUCGAUCCAGUGUACAGUCAUAGAGUGCCAGUAGAGGUGGCGUACCAGAGAGGAUACUUUGAUGAGGAAAUGAACCAGAUCCUCGAUGACCCUGAUGAUGACACCAGGCUUUUUGACCCCAACACACAAGAGAACCUCACCUACCUGCAGCUUGUGGAGAGGUGUGUGACAGACCCAGAUACUGGCCUUAGCUUACUCGUAAUUGUCAAAAAAGGAGAAUUUUACUUCUUUAUUGAUGAGCAAACCAAGAACACUCUAAAGGCUAUGACAACAACUAAGGCCGGAGGCAAAUUUCAAGGACAGAAAGUAUCUCUAUGGGAUCUCCUCUACUCAAAAUACAUCACAGAGGAGAGAAGGAGAGAGCUUGUGCAGCAGUAUAAAUCUGGAGCAAUCACUAUUGAACGCUUCAUGGAGAUUAUCCUGGCAAGUAUUCAACAAAAGACUACCACCACAAUAACCACAACAUCUUCAGUGUCAACAUGCACACCACCACCUGACACAAAGUCAGAGAAAACAACCAUUACCACAACAACCACAGAAACAAGCUUCCAUGGUAUCAGGAAGAAUGUCACCGCUGGCGAGCUGCUUGCCUCAAAAAUCAUUGACAUGAAACUUUAUGAAGACCUCAACACAGGAAAAGUCACAGUGAACCAAGUGAGUGAAAUGGACUCAGUACACAAGUACUUGGAGGGAUCUAAUAGCAUUGCAGGUGUAUAUGUUCAGUCCACCAAACAGACCAUGAGCAUCUACGAGGCCAAAUCCAAAGGUCUUCUAACUCCUGGAACCUCUCUGGUUCUGCUGGAGGCUCAAGCUGCCACUGGAUUUGUCAUUGACCCAGUGAAGAACAAGAAGCUCUCUGUAGAAGAGGCAGCCGCUCAAGGUGUGGUUGGGAACGAGUGGAAGAACAAACUGCUUUCAGCAGAGAGGGCAGUCACUGGAUACAAAGAUCCCUACACAGGAAACACAAUUUCCUUGUUCCAGGCCUUGAAAAAGGAUCUAAUUGUCAAGGACCAUGGAAUUCGCCUUCUUGAGGCACAGAUUGCAACUGGUGGAAUCAUCGAUCCAGUGUACAGUCAUAGAGUGCCAGUAGAGGUGGCGUACCAGAGAGGAUACUUUGAUGAGGAAAUGAACCAGAUCCUCGAUGACCCUGACGAUGACACCAAGGGCUUUUUUGACCCCAACACACAAGAAAACCUCACCUACCUGCAGCUUGUGGAGAGGUGUGUGACAGACCCAGAUACUGGCCUUAGCUUACUCGUAAUUGUCAAAAAAGGAGAGUUUUACUUCUUCAUUGAUGAGCAAACCAAGAACAUUCUAAAGGCUAUGACAACAACUAAGGCCGGAGGCAAAUUUCAAGGACAGAAAGUGUCUCUAUGGGAUCUCCUCUACUCAAAAUACAUCACAGAGGAGAGAAGGAGAGAGCUUGUGCAGCAGUAUAAAUCUGGAGCAAUCACUAUUGAACGCUUCAUUGAGAUUAUCCUAGCAAGUAUUCAACAAAAGACUACCACCACAAUAAACACAACAUCUUCAGUGUCAACAUACACACCACCACCUGAGACAAAGUCAGAGAAAACAACCAUCACCACAACAACCACAGAAACAAGCUUCCAUGGUAUCAGGAAGAAUGUCACCGCUGGCGAGCUGCUUGCCUCAAAAAUCAUUGACAUGAAACUUUAUGAAGACCUCAACACAGGAAAAGUCACAGUGAACCAAGUGAGUGAAAUGGACUCAGUACACAAGUACUUGGAGGGAACUAAUAGCAUUGCAGGUGUAUUUGUUCAGUCCACCAAACAGACCAUGAGCAUCUACGAGGCCAAAUCCAAAGGUCUUCUAACUCCUGGAACCUCUCUGGUUCCUGAGGCUCAAGCUGCCACUGGAUUUGUCAUUGACCCAGUGAAGAACAAGAAACUCUCUGUAGAAGAGGCAGCCGCUCAAGGUGUGGUUGGGAACGAGUGGAAGAACAAAUUGCUUUCAGCAGAGAGGGCAGUCACUGGAUACAAAGAUCCCUACACAGGAAACACAAUUUCCUUGUUCCAGGCCUUGAAAAAGGAUCUAAUUGUCAAGGACCAUGGAAUUCGCCUUCUUGAGGCACAGAUUGCAACUGGUGGAAUCAUCGAUCCAGUGUACAGUCAUAGAGUGCCAGUAGAGGUGGCGUACCAGAGAGGAUACUUUGAUGAGGAAAUGAACCAGAUCCUCGAUGACCCUGAUGAUGACACCAAGGGCUUUUUUGACCCCAACACACAAGAGAACCUCACCUACCUGCAGCUUGUGGAGAGGUGUGUGACAGACCCAGAUACUGGCCUUAGCUUACUCGUAAUUGUCAAAAAAGGAGAAUUUUACUUCUUUAUUGAUGAGCAAACCAAGAACACUCUAAAGGCUAUGACAACAACUAAGGCCGGAGGCAAAUUUCAAGGUCAGAAAGUGUCUCUAUGGGAUCUCCUCUACUCAAAAUACAUCACAGAGGAGAGAAGGAGAGAGCUUGUGCAGCAGUAUAAAUCUGGAGCAAUCACUAUUGAACGCUUCAUGGAGAUUAUCCUAGCAAGUAUUCAACAAAAGACUACCACCACAAUAAACACAACAUCUUCAGUGACAACAUACACACCACCACCUGAGACAAAGUCAGAGAAAACAACCAUCACCACAACAACCACAGAGACUAGCUUUCAUGGUAUCAGGAAGAAUGUCACCGCUGGCGAGCUGCUUGCCUCAAAAAUCAUUGACAAGAAACUCUAUGAAGACCUCAACACAGGAAAAGUCACUGUGAACCAAGUGAGUGAAAUGGACUCAGUACACAAGUACUUGGAGGGAACUAAUAGCAUUGCAGGUGUAUUUGUUCAGUCCACCAAACAGACCAUGAGCAUCUACGAGGCCAAAUCCAAAGGUCUUCUAACUCCUGGAACCUCUCUGGUUCUGCUGGAGGCUCAAGCUGCCACUGGAUUUGUCAUUGACCCAGUGAAGAACAAGAAACUCUCUGUAGAAGAGGCAGCCGCUCAAGGUGUGGUUGGGAACGAGUGGAAGAACAAAUUGCUUUCAGCAGAGAGGGCAGUCACUGGAUACAAAGAUCCCUACACAGGAAACACAAUUUCCUUGUUCCAGGCCUUGAAAAAGGAUCUAAUUGUCAAGGACCAUGGAAUUCGCCUUCUUGAGGCACAGAUUGCAACUGGUGGAAUCAUCGAUCCAGUGUACAGUCAUAGAGUGCCAGUAGAGGUGGCGUACCAGAGAGGAUACUUUGAUGAGGAAAUGAACCAGAUCCUCGAUGACCCUGAUGAUGACACCAAGGGCUUUUUUGACCCCAACACACAAGAGAACCUCACCUACCUGCAGCUUGUGGAGAGGUGUGUGACAGACCCAGAUACUGGCCUUAGCUUACUCGUAAUUGUCAAAAAAGGAGAAUUUUACUUCUUUAUUGAUGAGCAAACCAAGAACACUCUAAAGGCUAUGACAACAACUAAGGCCGGAGGCAAAUUUGAAGGUCAGAAAGUGUCUCUAUGGGAUCUCCUCUACUCAAAAUACAUCACAGAGGAGAGAAGGAGAGAGCUUGUGCAGCAGUAUAAAUCUGGAGCAAUCACUAUUGAACGCUUCAUGGAGAUUAUCCUAGCAAGUAUUCAACAAAAGACUACCACCACAAUAACCACAACAUCUUCAGUGUCAACAUGCAUACCACCACCUGACACAAAGUCAGAGAAAACAACCAUUACCACAACAACCACAGAAACAAGCUUCCAUGGUAUCAGGAAGAAUGUCACCGCUGGCGAGCUGCUUGCCUCAAAAAUCAUUGACAUGAAACUUUAUGAAGACCUCAACACAGGAAAAGUCACAGUGAACCAAGUGAGUGAAAUGGACUCAGUACACAAGUACUUGGAGGGAACUAAUAGCAUUGCAGGUGUAUAUGUUCAGUCCACCAAACAGACCAUGAGCAUCUACGAGGCCAAAUCCAAAGGUCUUCUAACUCCUGGAACCUCUCUGGUUCUGCUGGAGGCUCAAGCUGCCACUGGAUUUGUCAUUGACCCAGUGAAGAACAAGAAGCUCUCUGUAGAAGAGGCAGCCGCUCAAGGUGUGGUUGGGAACGAGUGGAAGAACAAACUGCUUUCAGCAGAGAGGGCAGUCACUGGAUACAAAGAUCCCUACACAGGAAACACAAUUUCCUUGUUCCAGGCCUUGAAAAAGGAUCUAAUUGUCAAGGACCAUGGAAUUCGCCUUCUUGAGGCACAGAUUGCAACUGGUGGAAUCAUCGAUCCAGUGUACAGUCAUAGAGUGCCAGUAGAGGUGGCGUACCAGAGAGGAUACUUUGAUGAGGAAAUGAACCAGAUCCUCGAUGACCCUGAUGAUGACACCAAGGGCUUUUUUGACCCCAACACACAAGAGAACCUCACCUACCUGCAGCUUGUGGAGAGGUGUGUGACAGACCCAGAUACUGGCCUUAGCUUACUCGUAAUUGUCAAAAAAGGAGAAUUUUACUUCUUUAUUGAUGAGCAAACCAAGAACACUCUAAAGGCUAUGACAACAACUAAGGCCGGAGGCAAAUUUGAAGGUCAGAAAGUGUCUCUAUGGGAUCUCCUCUACUCAAAAUACAUCACAGAGGAGGGAAGGAGAGAGCUUGUGCAGCAGUAUAAAUCUGGAGCAAUCACUAUUGAACGCUUCAUGGAGAUUAUCCUGGCAAGUAUUCAACAAAAGAGUACCACCACAAUAACCACAACAUCUUCAGUGUCAACAUGCAUACCACCACCUGACACAAAGUCAGAGAAAACAACCAUUACCACAACAACCACAGAAACAAGCUUCCAUGGUAUCAGGAAGAAUGUCACCGCUGGCGAGCUGCUUGCCUCAAAAAUCAUUGACAUGAAACUUUAUGAAGACCUCAACACAGGAAAAGUCACUGUGAACCAAGUGAGUGAAAUGGACUCAGUACACAAGUACUUGGAGGGAACUAAUAGCAUUGCAGGUGUAUUUGUUCAGUCCACCAAACAGACCAUGAGCAUCUACGAGGCCAAAUCCAAAGGUCUUCUAACUCCUGGAACCUCUCUGGUUCUGCUGGAGGCUCAAGCUGCCACUGGAUUUGUCAUUGACCCAGUGAAGAACAAGAAACUCUCUGUAGAAGAGGCAGCCGCUCAAGGUGUGGUUGGGAACGAGUGGAAGAACAAAUUGCUUUCAGCAGAGAGGGCAGUCACUGGAUACAAAGAUCCCUACACAGGAAACACAAUUUCCUUGUUCCAGGCCUUGAAAAAGGAUCUAAUUGUCAAGGACCAUGGAAUUCGCCUUCUUGAGGCACAGAUUGCAACUGGUGGAAUCAUCGAUCCAGUGUACAGUCAUAGAGUGCCAGUAGAGGUGGCGUACCAGAGAGGAUACUUUGAUGAGGAAAUGAACCAGAUCCUCGAUGACCCUGAUGAUGACACCAAGGUUUUUGACCCCAACACACAAGAGAACCUCACCUACCUGCAGCUUGUGGAGAGGUGUGUGACAGACCCAGAUACUGGCCUUAGCUUACUCGUAAUUGAAAAAGGAGAAUUUUACUUCUUUAUUGAUGAGCAAACCAAGAACACUCUAAAGGCUAUGACAACAACUAAGGCCGGAGGCAAUUUUGAAGGUCAGAAAGUGUCUCUAUGGGAUCUCCUCUACUCAAAAUACAUCACAGAGGAGGGAAGGAGAGAGCUUGUGCAGCAGUAUAAAUCUGGAGCAAUCACUAUUGAACGCUUCAUGGAGAUUAUCCUGGCAAGUAUUCAACAAAAGAGUACCACCACAAUAACCACAACAUCUUCAGUGUCAACAUGCAUACCACCACCUGACACAAAGUCAGAGAAAACAACCAUUACCACAACAACCACAGAAACAAGCUUCCAUGGUAUCAGGAAGAAUGUCACCGCUGGCGAGCUGCUUGCCUCAAAAAUCAUUGACAUGAAACUUUAUGAAGACCUCAACACAGGAAAAGUCACAGUGAACCAAGUGAGUGAAAUGGACUCAGUACACAAGUACUUGGAGGGAACUAAUAGCAUUGCAGGUGUAUAUGUUCAGUCCACCAAACAGACCAUGAGCAUCUACGAGGCCAAAUCCAAAGGUCUUCUAACUCCUGGAACCUCUCUGGUUCUGCUGGAGGCUCAAGCUGCCACUGGAUUUGUCAUUGACCCAGUGAAGAACAAGAAACUCUCUGUAGAAGAGGCAGCCGCUCAAGGUGUGGUUGGGAACGAGUGGAAGAACAAACUGCUUUCAGCAGAGAGGGCAGUCACUGGAUACAAAGAUCCCUACACAGGAAACACAAUUUCCUUGUUCCAGGCCUUGAAAAAGGAUCUAAUUGUCAAGGACCAUGGAAUUCGCCUUCUUGAGGCACAGAUUGCAACUGGUGGAAUCAUCGAUCCAGUGUACAGUCAUAGAGUGCCAGUAGAGGUGGCGUACCAGAGAGGAUACUUUGAUGAGGAAAUGAACCAGAUCCUCGAUGACCCUGAUGAUGACACCAAGGUUUUUGACCCCAACACACAAGAGAACCUCACCUACCUGCAGCUUGUGGAGAGGUGUGUGACAGACCCAGAUACUGGCCUUAGCUUACUCGUAAUUGUCAAAAAAGGAGAAUUUUACUUCUUUAUUGAUGAGCAAACCAAGAACACUCUAAAGGCUAUGACAACAACUAAGGCCGGAGGCAAAUUUGAAGGUCAGAAAGUGUCUCUAUGGGAUCUCCUCUACUCAAAAUACAUCACAGAGGAGGGAAGGAGAGAGCUUGUGCAGCAGUAUAAAUCUGGAGCAAUCACUAUUGAACGCUUCAUGGAGAUUAUCCUGGCAAGUAUUCAACAAAAGAGUACCACCACAAUAACCACAACAUCUUCAGUGUCAACAUGCAUACCACCACCUGACACAAAGUCAGAGAAAACAACCAUUACCACAACAACCACAGAAACAAGCUUCCAUGGUAUCAGGAAGAAUGUCACCGCUGGCGAGCUGCUUGCCUCAAUCAUUGACAUGAAACUUUAUGAAGACCUCAACACAGGAAAAGUCACAGUGAACCAAGUGAGUGAAAUGGACUCAGUACACAAGUACUUGGAGGGAACUAAUAGCAUUGCAGGUGUAUAUGUUCAGUCCACCAAACAGACCAUGAGCAUCUACGAGGCCAAAUCCAAAGGUCUUCUAACUCCUGGAACCUCUCUGGUUCUGCUGGAGGCUCAAGCUGCCACUGGAUUUGUCAUUGACCCAGUGAAGAACAAGAAGCUCUCUGUAGAAGAGGCAGCCGCUCAAGGUGUGGUUGGGAACGAGUGGAAGAACAAACUGCUUUCAGCAGAGAGGGCAGUCACUGGAUACAAAGAUCCCUACACAGGAAACACAAUUUCCUUGUUCCAGGCCUUGAAAAAGGAUCUAAUUGUCAAGGACCAUGGAAUUCGCCUUCUUGAGGCACAGAUUGCAACUGGUGGAAUCAUCGAUCCAGUGUACAGUCAUAGAGUGCCAGUAGAGGUGGCGUACCAGAGAGGAUACUUUGAUGAGGAAAUGAACCAGAUCCUCGAUGACCCUGAUGAUGACACCAAGGGCUUUUUUGACCCCAACACACAAGAGAACCUCACCUACUUGCAGCUUCUGGAGAGGUGUGUGAGGGACCCAGACACUGGUCUUAGCUUUCUGUCUCUGAAUAAAUGAGCUUAUACGGAUUUGUUUUAAAAUUGUUAUCAAAGAUGUGCAGAUAUUUUAUCUUUAUUUUAUCACAUAUAAAUGCUUUCUUUGUUGAUGUUUGGCGAAUUAUUCUGAUUUGAAUAUAAUAAAAAGCCAUUUUUUAAGUGAA